Messenger RNA from Nerophis lumbriciformis (worm pipefish), 3166 nucleotides. RefSeq names its product exostosin-1. NCBI's taxonomy places the organism in Eukaryota, Metazoa, Chordata, Actinopteri, Syngnathiformes, Syngnathidae. The record is from RefSeq and is a predicted model, not a curated record. Gene Ontology annotation, molecular function: glycosyltransferase activity. Gene Ontology annotation, cellular component: membrane.
UUUCGGAUUCGCUUGAGAUGGACGCACGUCUUCGGACCGCCGCGUCUGCACGGAUGAUGCGAGCGAGCGCGGAGGAGGCGCGCGCAGUGAGGACGAGCAACGAGUCUUGCCGUUUUCUAUCUUGCACGGAUAUAAAAAAAAAUAACAAUAACACCGUUUUUUUUUUUUGGAAAGUUUUGGGAGCAACACAUGGAGGGGUGCCGGCGCCUCAUUGCUUCGCUGAGUGUGUGUGAGUGAAUGAGGGUGUGUGUGCUCAUUAAUUGCGGCUUCAUUAAGAGGAUGUGUGAUGUGAUGUGUGCAUCCACACCGGGGCGGUUGGAGGCUGGAGGGCAGAGCAUCCAGCAUCCAGCACAAGCAUUCCUGGGGACCACAGGUGUUCCUUUAGUAAACAGUUACUCUAAAUCCCAAAAUGCUGCACUUUGGAUAGGAUUCCCUGUGGGACACCCCUGACCUGAGUGGACCCCCCUCUCCGCAUCAUUCCUUCUCCAUCCCACACUUCAGUCCUCCUCCGGUUUUUAUACCAUUGCUUCUCCUCCCGACCACCCUACCCUCCAUCUCCUUCUCCUCCCCCCCACAGCACACAUGCAGGCCAAGAAGCGGUACCUGCUCGUGUCUGUGGGUGUCGCUCUUCUUUUCCUCGUCUGCCAGUGGGCUCUGCAAAUCGCCGACUUCGAGCAGCAGCAACAGCAGCAUCAGCGGUUUCGGCGCCAGCAGUUGCCCCAGUAUCCCGACUAUUAUCAGCAGUAUCAGACCCAAGAGGUGUACCCUCCCGGGCCCCCGUACCGGCAGCCCAGGCACUGGCCCGAGUUGACCCAGCUGCUAGGACCAUACCUGGAGGGAGGGGAGCAGGAGGAGGAUAGUCCCCAAGUCCACCACCAGCACAGCUCACCCAGAGAACGACGCUCGAUCCAAGACAACCUCUACAAAAACCGGCGCUGCCGCAUGGAAACUUGUUUUGACUUCGCCCGUUGCCAGCCGGACUUUGGAGUCUACAUUUACCCUUUACAAAGGGGGGACGAGAUCUCUGCCACGUACCGCAAGAUCCUCUCUUCCAUCGAGGAGUCACGCUUCCACACCACGGACCCCCUGAAGGCCUGCCUGUUUAUUCUUGCCGUAGACACUUUGGACAGGGACCGUCUGUCGGCUCAGUAUGUCCAAAACGCGAGGAUGCGUAUCCAAAGCCUACCAACAUGGAAAGAUGGCAGGAACCACCUUAUAUUUAACCUCUACUCCGGCACCUGGCCGGACUACACGGAGGAUUUGGGCUUUGAAGUGGGCCAGGCAAUGCUGGCCAAGGCCAGCGCAGACAUGGCCAACUUCCGACCCAACUUUGAUAUUUCCAUCCCCUUGUUCUCUAAAGACCACCCGCUCAAAGCGGGCGGCGCAGAUCCCACGGUGGCCCACAAUGCACCUUCCUCCAGGCGCUAUCUGCUGGUUUUUAAAGGGAAGCGCUACUUGACGGGAAUCGGCUCUGAGACGAGGAACGCUUUGUAUCACGUCCACAACGGGGAAGAUAUUAUCCUGUUGACCACGUGUAAACACGGCAAGGACUGGGAGAAGCACAAGGACUCGCGCUGCGAUCGGGACAAUGAAGACUACUCAAAGUUCGACUACCAGGAACUCCUCCACAACUCCACAUUUUGCUUGGUGCCACGAGGCCGACGUCUGGGUUCGUUCCGCUUUCUGGAGGCGCUGCAGGCGGCGUGCGUUCCCGUCAUUCUGAGCAACGGUUGGGAGCUUCCGUUCUCCGAGGUCAUCGACUGGAAGAAAGCUGCCAUCGUGGGCGACGAGAGGCUGCUGCUGCAGGUUCCAACCAUUACCCGUUCGGUGGGCUGUGACAGGAUCCUGGUUCUACGCCAGCAGACCCAGUUCCUCUGGAACGCCUACUUCUCCUCUGUAGCCAAGAUCGUCUUGACUACUCUGGAAAUAAUCCGCGACCGUGUGGACUCGUACGUGUCCAGGAACCGGCUGAUGUGGAACUCGCUGCCCGGUGGUCUCUAUGCACUCCCUCAGUACUCCACUGACCUCGCACAGUUCCCCUUUUACUACGCCAGCCUGGGUAAAAGCCCACAGCCGCAGUUUACCGCUGUGAUCCAUACAGUCAGUCCUCUGCAGUCCAACAUGUCUCCUGUUGUGAAGCUCCUCAUCGCUGUAGCUAAAUCCAAGUUCUGUGCACAGAUUGUGGUCUUAUGGAACAGCGACAAGCCUUUACCUCCCAGGAACAAGUGGCCCUCCACCAGCGUGCCUCUCACUGUCCUCAAAGGACACAGCAAGACAAUGAGCAGUCGUUUUUUCCACCACGAUGUCAUCCUCACUGACGCCGUCCUCAGUCUGGACGAAGACUCUGUUCUCUCAACCAAUGAGGUGGAUUUUGCCUUUAUCGUAUGGCAGAGUUUUCCGGAGCGCAUCGUGGGCUACCCUGCCAGGAGCCACUACUGGGACAGCUCCAGGUCCUGCUGGGGCUACACCUCCAAAUGGACCAACGACUACUCAAUGGUGCUGACGGGGGCCGCUUUCUACCACAGGUACUACCACUACCUGUUCAGCCACUACGUCCCCACCAGCCUACUAACUAUGGUGGACCGCAUGGUCAACUGCGAGGACAUCCUGAUGAACUUCCUGGUUUCGGCGGUGACCAAGCAGGCGCCCAUCAAGGUGACACAGAAGAAGCAGUACAAGGAGACCAUGAUGACACAGGGCUCCAAGGCGUCCCGCUGGGCCGACCCCGACCACUUUGCCCAACGCCAGACGUGCAUGAACGUCUUCAGUCGCUGGCUGGGCUACAUGCCUCUACUGCACUCACAGAUGAGACUGGACCCGGUGCUGUUCCGGGACCAGGUGUCCAUCCUGAGGAAAAAAUACAGGGACAUCGAAAGGCUGUGAAUGCGGUGAUUGUGUGUGUCCCCGCCCCCCUUGGGCGAUGUGAGGCGCGCUCACACUGCACACUUAGCUGGACAGAGACUGUCAUGGACGCACUUUGCAACAAGACGUGCAUGAACCUUUCCUCCUCAGCUUCACCCAAGAGGUCCGUGUGUGACCCCGAGUCAAAGGUUAAUAUUGUUUUGCGGACGAUACAAUGACGAACUGAACCGUCCUCUUGUGUACUGUUGUAGAUUUAUUGUCUGUAUGAAGCAAAGGGGAGAAUUAAAAUGAAGUUAUGCUAUGA